AUGGCAAACCCCCCUCCCCCCCAAACCCCGGGGCCAGGAUCAGGUCUAGUGCUCCCCAUCCUGGCGCUCGCUCCUUCUCGGAUUGGGAACCUCGACCUCACCCCCCCACAGAUCCCUGAUCGGGGCCCUACCCCUGCCCCCUCAAUCCCGUUGGUACCGCCCAUUUCCGACCUGCCGCCCCCUGCCCCCCAUUUCUUCCUGGUGCCCCUCACUCCCGACCCGCAACCCCCUGCAUGCCUCCGUCCUGGCUGGGCCAGGGGCGUGUGCAGGGAUCCGAGGGGUCCAACCCACCCCCCGCCCCCGCAGGAGGAGGAGAACCAGUGCCUGGCGGAGACCGUGCGGGAGCUGCAGGCCGAGGCGCGCAGGCAGCGGGCGGCCGUGCGGUGCGAGCUAGAGACGGGGCGGUGGCUGCGGGCGCAGCGGGCAGAGCUGGAGCGAUACCUGCGGGAAACGGAGACCGAGCAGUUGGGGCGGGGCGGCUGCAUCGCCCAGAGGCGGUGUCACCUGGAGGAGCUGAGCGGGGCCGUGCGGGAUCUGUCCCUGCGGACCCAGACCCUGCGCGUCAGCAGCCGGUCCUUGGCCCCACGCGUGGCUGAGGCGCAGCAGGAGGCGGAGUUGAGAUGCUGCUGCACCCGGACUCGGGGCGGCGCCCGCCCAGGUCUGUGUCCCACCCCUGCUAUGCUGCCCCUCCUGUUCAUGGCCUUGUCCCUGACCCCUGCUGCGGGGGGGGGCAUCUCCUGUUAUGAUGACAAUGGGCAGCCUGUGGAUUGGUUCGUGGCCUACAAGCUGCCGCACCAUUCCCCAGGCCAGGGGCUGCGUUACCACUACCUGGAUGCCCGCAGGGGGGACUGGGUGUCUGGCCGUGCCCUCAUCAACAGCUCCCAGGGCGCUCUGGGCACCACCCUGCGCCAGCUAUACCAGGCUGCAACCACUGGUGACGCCAUGGCCUACGUGCUGUACAACGACCAGCCCCCCCGGGCCAACACCAGCAUUAGCACCCGCUUUGCUGCCUCCCACGGCCACACCAAGGGCGUGGUGCUGCUGGAUGGGACACAGGGUCUGUGGCUGGUGCACAGUGCCCCGCACUUCCCACCGCCCACGGCCACCACCUUCGCCUGGCCCCCAACUGCCUCUCGCUUUGGCCAGACCUUCCUGUGUAUCACCUUCCCCUACGCCAGCUUCCAGGACAUUGGGCAGCAGUUGCUUGUGAACCAGCCCCUGGUGUAUGACUCCAGCGUGGGCGGUGCCUUUGCCCAGGACCUGCCCGAUCUGGCACUAGCAGCCUCCAUGAAGCCAGUGAAGGCGCCGCCCUGGAACCGCAGCGUCACCCUCCCCUCCCUGGGGGGGGCACCCUUCCUCAGCCUGGCCAAACACCGCCGCUUCCAUGAUGACCUGUACUCCGGCUGGCUGGCUGCGGCCCUGGGCGACACACUGCUGGUGGAGUCGUGGCGGGAUGGGCCGGGGGACCUGCCCUCCAACUGCUCAGGGCCGGGGCCACAGGUGCUGAACGUGGCACACGUGGCCUUCCCGGACAUGCCAGCCUUUGCGACCACGCAGGAUCACUCCAAGUGGGCGGUUGCCGACACCGCCGCCUGGGCCUGUGUGGCUGACACCAACCGCAAUCGGGGUGAGGAGCAGCGUGGCGGUGGCGCUGUCUGCCUACCCCACCGCCCCCUCUGGAAGGCCUUCCGUGGCCUGGUGCAGGACUACGACCCCUGCCCCUAGCCUGGUAUUGGGGUGGGGGGCUGGAUGCUGGGAUUCUCCAGGCUGGGGGUGGUGGGGGGAGCCAGGACAUGUGGGUUCUGUCCUGUGCGGGAAGCCAGCAAUUAGAGCAGGAAGGGGAGCUGGGAUGACUGGGUUCUCCCUGGGUGGGGGUAAGGGGUGGAGUCAUGAGGGCUGGACUCUCAGCCGUGCGGGGGGGGGGGGCAGGAAGCCAGGACCCCUAGGAGGGGGUGAGUCAGGAACCAGGACACCUGCGUUCUCUCCCACGCUGCGGACUGGGGCAAUAGUGGUUGGAGCAGGGCGGGGGUCAGGAUGCCUGGGUCCUCUACCUGCCCGGGGAGAGGAGUGCAAGUGGGGGUGGGAAGAACUAGGACACCUAGGUUCUCUUCCCGUGGGCAGGGGCCACUAGACACUCCUCAUGUCUCCCUGGGGCUUUGUAAGUGGCCAGAGGGUCAUGGAAUUGGGGGGGAGGGGGGCAGACGCCUGUGUCCCUAAAGCUGCCAAUAAAUGGUCCCAUUGCCAAGUG
Messenger RNA from Alligator mississippiensis (American alligator), 2248 nucleotides. It is a transcript of the gene DNASE2, whose product is annotated as deoxyribonuclease 2, lysosomal. Gene Ontology annotation, biological process: apoptotic DNA fragmentation. Gene Ontology annotation, molecular function: deoxyribonuclease II activity. The coding region runs from base 1 to 1725 and encodes 574 amino acids. The record is from RefSeq and is a predicted model, not a curated record. Lineage: Eukaryota; Metazoa; Chordata; Crocodylia; Alligatoridae. The transcript is spliced from 12 exons.